Messenger RNA from Gymnodraco acuticeps, 1426 nucleotides. RefSeq names its product methionine sulfoxide reductase B3 (gene msrb3). The coding region runs from base 357 to 926 and encodes 189 amino acids. The transcript is spliced from 8 exons. The record is from RefSeq and is a predicted model, not a curated record. Gene Ontology annotation, biological process: protein repair; response to oxidative stress. NCBI's taxonomy places the organism in Eukaryota, Metazoa, Chordata, Actinopteri, Perciformes, Bathydraconidae. Gene Ontology annotation, molecular function: peptide-methionine (R)-S-oxide reductase activity. Gene Ontology annotation, cellular component: cytoplasm.
GGAGAUGUGCACUCAGUUAUUCCGUUGGUCUACGGAGCGUGUUAGCCUUGCUAGCCCGUGUGUCUGAUUCUGAUCUCAUUUUCUGUGCAGACCUGACACUGCAAGUUAAAGCUGGCGACUCGAAGCUUCACUAUUAACAUCAUAUUCCUGCUGCUGCUGCUUCUCUCAGUGUGACUGUGUCUCAUGGCCGCCCUCCUCAGACGUGGGCUUUUCGUGGCCUUGCAUCACGCCCUUGGGCAAGGCAGCCACUCAGUCUGCCACCCUGCACUGCCUGCUGCUCUUCUAGAUCUUGGUUGUAGCCCUGCUGUGAGGUGGUUUGGUUCUACUGGUGGGUGGAGCUCCUCUCUCCAGCAGCCAUGUCGGGCUUCAACCUGCUGCAUCUAAUAACCAAGAGCCAGCCUGUGGCUCUGAGGCCCUGCAGUCUUCCCUCAGGAGCAUGUAGGACGAAGAAGACAUGGCCGGUGAAGUUCCCUAAGGAGGAGCUGAAGAAGCGCCUCACUCCGGCUCAGUACCAUGUGACCCAGGAGAGAGGAACUGAGAGUGCCUUCACUGGAAGCUUCACUCAUAAUAAAGAUGAGGGGACCUACACCUGUGUUGUCUGCAGCACCGCGCUGUUCAGCUCCGACACAAAAUUUGACUCUGGAUCGGGUUGGCCGUCUUUCUUCGACCUCAUGAAGGAGGAGUCCGUCACUGUGACAGAUGAUUUCUCCUAUGGGAUACACAGAGUGGAGAUGACCUGCAGCCAGUGUGGAUCUCACCUGGGACACCUGUUUGACGAUGGACCAAAACCCACAGGAAAGAGAUACUGCAUUAACUCGGCCUCGUUGGGUUUCCAGUCCAAAGACGCGGCCUCCUCCACCUCCAGUUCCGCGGCCGAGGGUGGAGCAGCCAGCGGCUCCGCGAGCGACGGGAAGACGGAGCUCUGAGAGACACUGCUUUUGAUUCACUUAUAGGUGAUUAUGUUGUGUAAAUAAGGAAGGUGCUCAGGCCUCAGACACAGACCACAUAUAAUCCUUCACAAGCUUCCAAAGCAGACACAAUGUAUCAGCUGAUCGCCUUCAAGGGAACUUCCCUUCCACUAACACCCUUUAAUUUCCAAGGUAGUAGCAUUUGGUCUGCUUGUUUAAACAUGGAUGAAGUGCUGGGUAGUUGUAGAGCUUAUUUUGUAUUCUAAAAUAUUUUCUUAGAGUAUAUUUUUGAAGUGAUAUUUGAUACUGAGAGAUAGGUUUGAUGAAAUGCUGGGUUCUGUCAACAUUGACACAGGAGGGGACAGAGAACACUUUGACAGAUAAUAUCUUUUUGUGGACAAAUAAAGCACUGUGGCCUUCAGGUCACUUGCUGUUAUUGUCGUUUCAGUUCUUUGAAGUGGGAAAUAUUUCAGUUUGUGUUUACAGCUUGCAAUAAAACAGUUACUGGAUGAAUACAA